AUGCCUCUGUCAGCGUCUCGCUCUACAGAAGACCAUGACCGUCGUCACAGGGAUGAAGCUCCUCGCCGCCUUCGGUGCGAGCGGAGUCUGUCCCUGCCUAUUGUCGGGGUCAGUGCUAAUUUCGAGGCGGACGGCGACGCCGACCAACCGAAACAGCUACGACUUACUGUGUUUCUGGAGGAUGAGGACAGGUUGCAACUCUCUUCUUGCGGCAUCGGCUGUUACAGGCCGAAGUGGCUGAGCAGGUUCAACACUCGCAGAUGGAUGCUGUUCUGGCUAUGCUGGUACUGCACAAUUCAGGGCAUGCUCGUCAACGGGCUGGUACCUUCGGUGGCCAGCACCAUCGAGCGACGCUUUAACUUUCACACGACGGCGCUCGGCCGGAUCCUGCCGGCGUACGAUGUCGCUUACGUACUGUGCUGUGUUCCGGUCAGCUACUUUGGUGACCGCCACUCGAAGCCGCUGUUCCUGGGAAUUGGCCUGCUGGUGAUGAGCAUCGGUUCGUUCCUGUUUUCGAUGCCGCACUUCGUCGUCGACCCAUAUGUGUAUGCGCAGCGGCAAGCGAACAUGGGCUGGUGUAACGCGUCGCUUCUUGACAUCGCCAACGCCACCAUGGCGGUGCACGGCCCGGUCGACGACAGCGCGAUGUGCAGCGAACAGCAACGGGACGGACUCUUGCAGUCGGUCAUAUACGUGCUGCAGAAGUUCCAGUACGAGUUCAUAUUCUUCGCCGCGCACCUUCUUCACGGUAUCGGCGCAACACCGCUCUUCACACUCGGCAUCAGCUUCAUCGACGAGAACGUCAAGCCAUCGCUUUCCUCGCAGUACGUAGGUAUUUUUUACACAUGCGUCAUAAUCGGACCAGCGGCUGGCUUUUUCUUGUCGGCAACGUUUUUGCAUUUUCAUACAGAUUUCCUAUCCGCCCGACAGGACACAACGUACAAGCAGCUGUAUUCGUUUAGAAUACCAGAGAUCGAUGAAAGUGAUCCGGAGUGGAUAGGAGCUUGGUGGAUAGGUUUUCUGGUCGCUGCUGUUCUGUCACUGUUCGCUGUUUUGCCUAUCCUCAGUUUUCCACGUUUAUUGCCAGAUGCGCUCAAGUGGCAGACUAGGCGCCUGAAGAUGGACGAGCAGGACAAAAUGGCGUCCAAGGCGGUGGUGCUGCUGGAUGACAGUGAGCAUGCGACGCACGUGUCGGUGCAUAACAAGGAGCAGGCGCUGAAAUUGCAGCUGUGGAGCGACAUCAGGAAUAUUCCCGGUGCUUUAAGCCAUCUCUUCACCAACAAAACGUUUGUGUUUCUAACGUUGGCGGCAGCGGCCGACAGUCUAUUAAUCACCGGAUUCUCCGGCUUUAUGGCCAAGUACUUGGAACGUCAGUUCAACGUGCGCAGCAGUCGCGCGAACGUUCUUAUAGGAUUCAUACUGGUUCCUUUCGCUGGCCUUGGUACGAUGACAAGCGGAUAUAUCGUAAAACGAUUAAGGAUGAGCUGCAGGUGCACGCUGAAGUUCUGCAUCAUUAUGGCGGUCGGUAGUCUGUUGCUGUCGCCGAUGUUCUUUGUGUACUGCAAACCGGCCUUAUUGAUUGGCGUUCAGUCUGACUACCCCAACGCAACAACCAACUUAACGAUGGAAGGUGGUUACAGUCUCAUAGCAGAAUGUAAUGACCACUGUGCGUGUUCUGCGUCGCAUUUCCAACCAGUUUGCGGAAUCGCGAAUGGCGAACGGAGUGUCUACUUUUCCAGCUGUUUUGCUGGCUGCGACGGUAAAUACGACAGAAUUAAAAAGUCCUAUAGUAACUGUUCGUGUUCGGAUGACGGGGAAGUUGCAGCGGGUUGGUGUCAAUCGAAGUGCAGCGCGUUAAGCGCUUUUCUCAUUUUGUUUGCCCCGAUUUGUUAUUUUACGUUUUCCAUUGGUGUUCCAGCGCUGUCCGUGGUUCUAAGAAUCGUGAACUACAGCGAGCGUAGCUUUGCUCUUGGAAUGCAGUGGAUUGCGAUCAGAUGUUUCGGUAACGAUUUAGGCACCAUACCGGCUCCGAUGUUGUUCGGUAUGCUGUUCGAGGUUUCUUGUGUUAUUCGACGACCACCGGAACGAUACUGCGGCGGCAAUAGUUCCAGUGAAGGUUCGUGCUAUGUGUACGACAACAAGCUGCUUGCAGAUCUAUUCCUGACGUUCGCCAUACUCGGUCAGUUAAUCACGCUGAUGUUUCUGGUGGCAGCAUGGGCUUGUUGUAAAGCAGAAAACGAAAUUACUGACCUGAACCAUGCCGCGGUUCGACGGAGUGCGAUAAUGGAUGAUUCAACGUCUGAUCAUUUGGCGGUAAGCCAUGAUUUUUCAAUGCCCUCUGUCGCUUGAUG
Soboliphyme baturini is the source of this 2351-nucleotide messenger RNA. The record is from the annotation of a GenBank genome assembly. NCBI's taxonomy places the organism in Eukaryota, Metazoa, Nematoda, Enoplea, Dioctophymatida, Soboliphymatidae.